Oncorhynchus nerka (sockeye salmon) is the source of this 2827-nucleotide messenger RNA. Its product is annotated as anthrax toxin receptor 1-like. Gene Ontology annotation, cellular component: plasma membrane; cell surface. Gene Ontology annotation, molecular function: transmembrane signaling receptor activity. The record is from RefSeq and is a predicted model, not a curated record. Bases 372 to 1883 code for a protein of 503 amino acids. Lineage: Eukaryota; Metazoa; Chordata; Actinopteri; Salmoniformes; Salmonidae. The transcript has 18 exons.
AUCUUUGUUGCCUAUUUAACUUCCCAACCUAUUAUAGGGCUAUCGGGAUAUUCAUUAUGAUGAUUUUUUAUCCCGGAAAUGGGAAGUAUUCUGGCUGAUCGGUGCCUGUCUAAGACAUUUUGAGCUGAGUCCUGUCCUCCACAACACCACCAGGAGCUGCUUGAGGCGAGAAAUCCGGAGUGAAGAGGGACUUGGGACUGACGGCUGUUUAUCGCAUCGCCGUGGACAACCGAUCUAAUGACCACCAUAUCGAAACUUGCGCACCAUUACAUUGUCCUGGAGUGAAUCAUUAUCAUCAAGACUAUAAUGUGAGAGACAUUUCGGACUCGGUGAUGUUCUGAGGUGUUAGUCUACACAACUGUCCGGGAAAGAUGGCGAGAGCUGCCAUUAGCGUGUCUAUAGCCGUGGUGUUUUUGGGAUUAGCGAUUUUUACUGUCAAACUUCCCUCCGUAAAAGGAGAGAUGAAAGAAGAACAACAGGAGGAGAGGUCCUGUCAAGGUGCCUUCGAUUUAUACUUUGUCCUCGACAAAUCUGGCAGUGUGAAACACCACUGGAUAGAGAUCUACUCCUUCGUGGAGCAGCUGGCUGAGAAGUUUCUCAGCCCCAUGUUACGGAUGUCCUUCAUCGUCUUCUCCACUCGAGGAACCACCAUAAUGAAACUGACAGAGAGCAGGGAGUCCAUUAACAGAGGUCUAACCACUCUGAGGAGGGAGGCACCAGGAGGAGACACCUUCAUGAACCUUGGCCUGGAGAAGGCCAACGAACAGAUACACUAUGAGAACCAUGGGACAGCCAGUGUGAUCAUUGCACUGACUGAUGGAGAACUGAAUGAGUGGCAGUUUGCUACUGCACAACGAGAGGCGCAGAGGGCACGGUCGCUUGGAGCCAUAGUUUACUGUGUGGGAGUCAAAGAGUUUAAUGAGACGCAGCUGGCUACCAUAGCAGACACCCUGGAGCAUGUAUUCCCUGUCUGGGGGGGUUUCCAAGCCCUCAGGGGCAUCAUCAACUCGAUCAUUAAGAAGUCCUGCAUUGAGAUUCUAGCUGCUGAACCGUCCAGUGUGUGUGCAGGAGAGUCGUUUCAGGUGGUAGUUCGAGGGAACGGUUUUCUCCACGCCAGAAACACCGACCAGGUCCUCUGUAGCUUCAAACUCAACGACACACACACUCUGGAUGAGAGGCCUGCUGGUGUAGAGGAAACUUUCCUGCUCUGUCCUGCUCCUGUUAUAAAGGAAGUAGGAAGGGUGAUCUAUCUCCAGGUCAGUAUGAAUGAAGGACUCUCCUACAUCACCAGUUCUGUUCACAUCACCACCAUCGAAUGUUUUGAUGGGACCCUCCUGCUGAUCUCAUUGCUAGUUCUGACACUUUUGUUGGGCUUGCUGUUCAUGUGGUGGUUCUGGCCACUCUGCUGCACCUUGGUCAUUAAAGAGCCGCCACCACCUCCUCCCCCAGAGCCAGAGUCUGAUGAUGAAGAUGGUAUGCCCAAAAUGCGAUGGCCCACUGUGGACGCAUCCUACUACGGAGGGAGAGGGGUGGGGGGCAUCAAACGCAUGGAGGUGCGGUGGGGAGAUAAAGGUUCUACAGAGGAAGGGGCUAAGCUAGACAAGCCUAAGAAUGCAGUGGUGAAGAUGCCUGAACAGGAGUAUGAAGCGUACCAACCCAAACCACGCACACCCAAGCCCUGGAAACCUCCUCAGGAAAGAAGGUGGUACACACCUAUACAGGGGAAGUUGGAUGCUCUGCGGGCUCUGUGUCGUCGAGGAUAUGAUCAGGUGUCCCUGAUGAGACCUCAGCCUGGAGACAAGGGCCAUCAGGGGACAAUGAAAGGGAAUCUCUUCUGUCACAAUUUGGCUUGUGGCCUUUCAACUUCCCAUCUGGUUGGGUGACGCGCUUUCACAGAGGAUGACAUACACACACACACACACACACACACAUUGUGGCAGAAACUGGUAACCUGCUGAUGGCCAUUCAUGAGCGCAUUAGAGUGAGAGUAAUGUGGAGAGAUGGGAGAGUGAGAUGUGUGUGUUUGUCAGAGAUGGGAGAUUUUCAUAAUUGAUCUGGAUGUCUUAGUGCUUUGUGUUAUAUUGUUGAGCUCGUUAUCCCUGUGCCUUUUCUUGUUGUGCUUUUCGUAGUUGAUGUGCUUUUUAACCGUGUGCUUUUGUCGUUUUUGUUGCACUUUUUGUCGUUGUGCCUUUUGUUGUUUUGAUUUGUCAUUAAGUUGUAUGACAAUUUUUAAAAUACAUCCAAUACCUAUGCAUGAAUAAAACCCUGGAAGAUGACUCAAAAACAUACAGAGAUGAGAUAAUGCUUUGUCUUUUUGCAGAAAAGUGUGUUUGCAUCUGAAAUUGGCUCCCUAAAUAACAAUACAGAAAUAAAAAAGUCAUUGUCUUUUGAUUUCUCCCCUCAUUGCACCUCGAGAUUUGAAGAUGUAUUCUGCCCAGUUAAUGACGUGUGAAGGACUUGUAAAGGGGCUUUGUUGAGAGGGCGUGUGUGUGUGCGUGUGUGUGUGUGGGGGGGGGCUCAGAGACGAUGUGUUACAGACUCUGGAAAGUUGUUUCCAAUUAAACGGCCCAGUUCUAAAUUCUCUGCAACACUCGGACCACCUAGAGGAGUGGAUUCUUUAACACUUGUUUUUAUUAGCACCCUAAUACCAUUAUUCUUAGUUUGCAUUGUUCCCCCAAUCUUCACCUAUCUUGAUGCAAACAGGACAUAUACACACGCUGGUUUACUUUGUCACCUUUUAAUCAGAAGACUCUGCAGCCAAACAGUGAUGUAACUAACUGUGGAAAAGGCGUCUGUGUUCUGAACCCCUGGUCUAACUUGGUUCCGU